UUCCUCUCCUCUCUGUUUUAGCUUCUCAAUUGCUCUCUCUUCACGGCAACUGUAGAGAGAGAAAGAGAGGCACAGAGUCUCAUCCCUCUCUAAAACCCAAGCACAGGAGAGAUACGUUUUCCGAGAUUCAAACACCAUUUCCUCAUCUGGUUUGGUCUUUUAUGCCUAAUAUCUUCUGUGAUUAUUUUUUUUUGGCUUUUUCGGUGAAAAAUGGAAUACGUGGGGAAGACGCUGUACAAAGAAUUUGCUGGCUUUGGGGUUUUCGCCGGAAUCGUGAAAUCGUACGACUCGGCUUCUGGCCUUUUCGAGAUCAUCUAUGAGUACGGAGACACCGAGGAGCUCGAAUUGCCUGUGGUGGCUUCUCUCCUGGGGGUUUCCCCGAGCUUAGCUCCAGCUCAGGAGGUUGUGAAAGAAAGGGUGAGGCUCGGCCGCAAGUCCAAGAAGCGGCGUUGGGUGCAGCUCGAGAAAGGGGAGACUUCUGAAUCAGGUAACGGUAAGUUUUGUGGAAAUGUUGAUCUGAAUGGCGGGGUUGGGGAGUUGCCAGAGAAUGGAAGUGAGUUUGACAGGAGUUUUUGCGGAAGUGUCUCUUUUUGUGUAGGGGAUACGAAUUUGGAUCGAAAUGGUGGUUUGAAUGAUGGGGGUCAUUAUUCUGAACCCAUGUUUGAUUUAAAUGCUGCUGGCUUUGAUUUGAAUGUAACUGAUGAGGAUGAUUUAGGUGUUGGGGUUAAUUUGAAUAAUGACCUUCAGCAAGAAUUGGAGAAGGGAAAAUGCUUUGAUUUGAAUUCAAAUGUGAAUCCUGAGAUGGAGGAAAAUUUGAAGGAGGGAAGUUUGGAGGGAAGUUUGAAGAAAAGGAAAUCUGGCUUUGACUUGAAUUUGGGCGCUGACGAGGAACUUAAGGAUGAUACAAUUGUUGAUUGUGAAGGACAAAUGAAGGAAAGUACUUCAACGAUUCUAAAGGUACAGGGGGCGUCUUGCAGCGGAUUUGACGGACCCGAUGCCCAUGGUGGCAAUGUUGAAGGGACAUUGAUAGAACUACAUGUGUCUGAGGAUUUGCAUCUUGGGUUGGUUGACAGGAAUCAGGUAGAAGAUGGUAUUUCUGUUGGAGAUGUGAAAAUGACUGUCUCGCUAUUGGAAGUUAAUGGUUUAAGGGCUUAUGACACAUUAAAAGAUGACAGUCAAGAUGAUGUUGGAAGUGGUGAUAGGCAGGCGAGCUCUCGGAGAAAGAGAAGAAAGCUUUCAGAUAAUUUGAAUGCUACAGCAGAAAGGGUGUUGAGGAGAAGUGCGCGUAGAGGGUCUGGUAGAUAUGAUGUUCCAGCAAUGGCACCUUGUAUUGUGGCCAAUGAUUUAUCAGCUACAGUGGUUGGCUCUGCGACAGAGGAGAAACCACUGAUUUCCAGUGUUGAACAGGCAGACGAUCCUACCAUUCUUCCUCCGAAGCAGCAACUUCCACCUUCUUCAGGGCAUUUGGUUUUGGAGGGAAUGCCCAUCCUUGAGAUUUUUUCUGUAUAUUCUUGUUUAAGAUCAUUCAGUACUUUAUUAUUUCUAAGCCCCUUUGAGCUGGAGGACUUUGUGGUGGCAUUGAAUUGCAAGUUCCCUACUCCAUUAUUUGAUUGCGUUCAUGUUUCAAUCUUGCAAAUACUAAGAAAGCACUUGGAGUAUUUGUCAAGUGAGGGUUCUCAGUCUGCUUCCGAUUGCCUAAGGAAUCAAAAUUGGGAACUUUUAGACAUUAUUACGUGGCCCAUUUUCAUGGUCGAAUACCUGCUAAUUUUCGGUUUAGGAAGCAAACCUGAAUUUAAUCUCUGUGACUUGAAGCCAUUUGAAUGUGAUUACUACAAACAGCCUGCAUCAGUAAAGGUUGAGAUACUUCAGUGUUUGUGUGAUGAUAUGAUGGAGGUAGAAGUGAUAAGGUCAGAGAUAAUUAGAAGAUCGUCGGCAGCUGUGCCUGAUGUUGAAUUUGAUAGGAAUGUAAGCAUAGAGGUUCACAAGAAAAGACAGGUUGCUGUAGAAGUUUCUGGUGUCUAUUGCUUGACCAAGGACGUUGUAAAUGACACGACUGACUGGAAUAUCGAUGAAUGCUGCCUUUGUAAGAUGGAUGGAAACUUAAUAUGCUGCGAUGGUUGUCCUGCUGCGUAUCAUUCAAAGUGUGUUGGGGUUGCUGGCGAUUCUUUGCCAGAAGGUGAGUGGUACUGCCCUGAGUGUUCCAUUGACAGGCAUAAACCUUGGAUGAAAUCUCGUCAGUCUCUUCGUGGAGGAGUGCUGUUGGGAGUUGAUCCUUAUGGUCGUUUGUAUUUUAGCAGCUGUGGCUACCUGUUGGUGUCAGAUUCAUGCGAGAAUGAAUUAUUAUCCAAUUACUACCACAGAGACGAUCUGAAUGUUGUUGUUGAUGCGCUCAAGGUUUCAGAGAGAUUGUAUAGUAGCAUAUUAGAGGCAAUCUACAGACACUGGGACAUCCCUAUUCGCUCAAAUGGAGCAAGUAGUAAUGUGGAUUUUGGAAACCGGACUGUGUGCUCAGAGAUGUGCACACCAGAAACAUUUCCAGUUAAGGAUGAUACUCCCAGUGCAAGAAAAACAGAACAAAAGUCUGUUCCGUUCUCAGAUCAACUUGAUACUGAGGUUUCAAAGUCUGUGAGGCUCCAUUCGGAGAAUGCAGUGGAAAUCCAAUAUGUAAGUUCUGAGGGAUCUGCUGGGACCACCCAAAAAAAUUCAGGUAUUCCAAAUAUCAAAAGGGAAAGGCCUGGCAUUUCUAAUAUGUCUGCUGAAAUCUCGAAUCAGACUGAGCAGCCUGGAAAGUUUCUUGAAGACAGUUCUUUGUCAUCUCCUAAUUUGAAUAUCAAAGGAGAUGACAAUGUAGAAUCCACGCCUCCUGUACCUCCCCUAUCCGAGAAACAAAGAACAGGGGACACUCUACAAGUUCAGAGUGGAACUGGUUAUGUUAACAGUUACUGUUUUGCUCAUGUAGCCUCUUCAGUGGCAGAAGAGUUGUUGCAUAAUUCAUCGGGUAAAAUCAGUCAAGAGUUCAUGAAAUCAGACGAGGAGAUGGUUUCGUCACAGAUGACGGCCAUUUGGAAGAAAUCAAUGAAGUUAUAUUGGUCAAGUGUUCAGAAUCUAAGUGUCAAUGUGCAGAAUGAAAAGUGUGGGUGGUGCUUUUAUUGCAAAGCUCAAACUGAUGACUCAGAUUGCUUGUUUAACAUGAAUUCAGGCAUUCUAAAGGAAGAGUGUAGAAGUGAUUUGGUCGGCUUUCACUCAAAAAAAAUGAGAAAUGACCAUCUAAAUGAUGUCAUUUACCACAUCCUCUCAAUUGAAGAAUGUUUGCAAGGGCUACUAUUGGGUCCUUGGCUAAAUCCGCAUUACUCAAAGGUCUGGCGUAAAAAUGUUCUCAGGGCAUCAGAUAUUGUUUCUGCAAAACAUGUGUUGCUUACUCUAGAAUCAAAUCUGCACCACCUUGUUCUUUCACCCGAGUGGUUUAAGCAUGUGGAUUCCAUGGUGACAAUGGGUUCCGCUUCUCAUGAUGUGACUGCCUCCUUACGCUCAUCUUCUAAGCAUGGGGUUGGCAGAAAAAGGGGCAGGUGCUCAGGUUUGGAGGCCAACCCUUCUUCACGUUCUGCUGGUGGACUUGUUAUGUUUUGGUGGAGGGGUGGAAAACUUUCUCGGCGGUUGUUCAAUUGGAAGGUUUUACCUCGCUCUAUGGUGUCCAGGGCUGCCAGACAAGGUCUUCGAUCUCUCUUGGCUUCUUGUAUUCAUUUGGUUUGGUAUUCUGAAUUUGUUUUAAAUUUAAAUUGUGCAGCUGGUUGUACGAAACUACCGGGAAUAUUUUAUCCUGAGGGUACAGACUUUUCAAGGAGAAGCAAAUACAUUGCAUGGAGAGCUUCUGUUGAGUCAUCUACAAGUGUAGAGCAGCUUGCUUUGCGGGUUCGAGAGCUUGAUUCAAUCAUCAGGUGGGAUGAAAUCAAUCCGCAUCCUCUAUCUAAGCUGGACAAGGAAUUCAAAAAGUCAGUCAGGCUGUUCAAGAAGGCUGUCAUUCGAAGGAAGUGUCUAGAAGGCGAAGGGUUGAAAUACCUUCUUGAUUUUGGCAAGAGAAAAACCAUACCUGAUGUUAUCAUGAAAAAUGGGUCCAUGAUUGAAGAAUCUUCUAGUGGAAGGAAGAAAUAUUGGCUGAACGAAUCGUUUGUGCCCUUGUACCUUUUGAAAAGUUUUGAAGAGAAAAGAAUUGCUCGUAAAUCCAGCAACAUGAGUUCCCAUAAAGUAUCUGAGACACUUAGAGUAGUGAAGAAGCCAUCGACGGAACGGGGGUUUCAGUACCUUUUCUCAAAGGCGGAGAGAUCGGAGUAUUAUCAGUGUGGACACUGUAACAAAGAUGUUUUGAUCAGGGAAGCUGUGUGCUGCCAAUAUUGCAAUGGAUAUUUUCAUAGAAGGCAUGUUAGGAAGUCUGCUGGGGCCAUAGCUGCUGAAUAUACUUAUACAUGCCACCGAUGCUAUGGGGGGAACUGUGUGAAGACUGAUGCAAAAACAGGGAAGAAGGCCACAAAAGGUGGGAAAAAUAACACGGAAGGUAUGAAGCCUAAGCUGCAAGAUGGUAAAAAGUCAUCUAAAGAAUGCAGGUCAGUGAAACUAAAAGUAAGUAAAAAUGCAUUAUCAAGGCCUGUAAAAUCAAAAAGUAACAAAAAGAUUGUUGCUGGCAUAACACUGCGCCGUUCCCCUAGAAAAAAUAAAUAUGUGUCAUUCCAAAAUAAAAAACCUAGAGGACGCAAGAAAGGGAAACAAGUAAGGGCCAGAAGAGGGAACUUCAAGGAAUCAAAGAAAGAUGCUUCGAGGCGCAAGAAAAGAACACAGGCUUACUACAGUUACUGGGUCAACGGUCUAUGCUUUUCCAGAAAGCCAGAUGAUGAGAGGCUAAUGGUUUUUAGGAGUAAAAUAUUGUUAGCCCCUUCUGAGCAUAUCACUGUUAACCUUGAUCAACACAAAUGCCAUCUUUGUGGUGGAGGUGGAUAUACAUCAACGUCAAAUUAUAUUGCCUGCGAACUUUGUGGAGAAUGGUUUCAUGGAGAAGCUUUUGGGCUGAAUAUGGAGAAUGUUUCUUUGCUAAUUGGAUUUAGGUGCCAUGUUUGUCUUAAGAGGACAUCCCCAGUUUGCCCGCAUAUGUGAAAUAUGGGAAUUUAAGGGAUCUCAGCUUGGUGCUGGACAAAAUACCGUUGGUUGUUGUGAGGAAGAAUGUCACAUCGUCCCUGCUCUGAUUGAGGUUAAUUCUGGAAAUAGUUCCGUUGCAAACAAGGAUCUUCAAGUUUCUUUCCCAUGAAAUUCUGGAAAUAAUUCUGUUGCAAACAAGGAUCUUCAAGUUUCGUUGCCAUUUCAUGGGUGUGCUGCUAAUAACGAGCAAUGAAAUUGUGCUCUGGAUUCAAGUUAGAUGCAGAAAAUGGGCAUGCACUAGUACACAAGCAGCAGAAUCCAGGCAACUGAAAUCGCUAACAAGGAUUUGAAACCAGACUUGCUAACAAUAUCUGACAAAAAUAUUAUGAAGAACGUGGAUACAUUGAUACAAUCAAACAUCUGAUAAUGUGGUGCAGGUUCCUUCCUGCAAGAUUGCAUUAGAUGUAGAUGCUAAAUUAGCAAUGAUGCAGCAUGACAAAGCGAAGGAUGGCCUAACAAGUAUCCUGAAGUUGCCAAGCAAUUGAGCCCUUCUCGGCUUCAUUGACUUGCAUUUGCCGGUAUUUACGGUGUCUGAUAAAAUGUUAGGCGGGAGCAUUACCAGAGUAGAUAAGAGUAACAAUCUUUUUUCCCUCUGAGGAGGGUUGCCAGCACUGCGAGGAAUCACUUGUAAAUCUUAUAACGUUGUUGAAAUUAAUAGUCACAGUUUUAGUGAUGCACAGAGUCAUUCAUUUUCAGCAAGUAAUAGAAGACUUUGCUGACCUCCAUCGGCCCCAUUGGCUGCUACAAGGUUCUCUGAAAUUGUUUGCUACAUUGAAGGUUGACAGAGCAGAUUCAUGUUUUCAAGUGUUGCAUACUCAUGAAAGAAUGUGGAAACAUGAACUUCUCUGCUGGCAGGUCUGGAAGGUAUUCUUAGCAUUCUCAAGGAUCCUUCUUUGCAGAGUGUUAAAGUCACUGAGUCCUGUUUGCUUCACAUAGAGAUUCUCCCAGGAUUGGAAUAACUACAGAUGGUAAUUCUGCAUCUGCCUUGGACAUUGAUAAUUUUCCUGAUUUGAUAGCUGGAUAGAGCAUCCCCUUUAAGCUCCAAAGUUCCUUGUAUUCUUCUUUGUUGCUUGAGACUAGUCAUUUUAAGCACCACAAUUGUAGAUAUCAUCUUCUUCCAUCAAAAUUGGUGUCUUUGGUUGGUUUGCCCCCCACCUUGUAGUUCUCAAAUAUUGCUCAUAAGUUCCCUUCAUCCCUUCUCUAGUAGUUUAUUCUCUACAUGACAUUAAUGCUGUGUAGAACAUAUGGAAUGGUUCUUAGUCUCUGUAUUCAGUGUCUAGUAGCAAUGCUUUCUGUCUA
Tripterygium wilfordii is the source of this 6483-nucleotide messenger RNA. Its product is annotated as DDT domain-containing protein PTM-like. Bases 211 to 5142 code for a protein of 1643 amino acids. The record is from RefSeq and is a predicted model, not a curated record. The transcript has 8 exons. NCBI's taxonomy places the organism in Eukaryota, Viridiplantae, Streptophyta, Magnoliopsida, Celastrales, Celastraceae.